AGAACAAAACUAAUGUUUUAGAAGUAUUGUUGUUGGAACACCCAAAUAACAUUUUUUCAUUGUUGAAUAUAACUCGUCUCAAGAACAAACUCAUAAAGACAAAAAAAAAAAAAAAGAGGUUAGUUUUGGACAGAUAAUGGGAGCAUAUAGAGCAGAAGAUGAUUAUGAUUACCUCUUCAAGGUGGUCUUAACCGGAGACUCCGGCGUUGGAAAAUCUAAUCUGUUAUCUCGUUUUACCAGAAAUGACUUCAGCAACGACUCACGUGCCACCAUCGGUGUUGAGUUCGCCACACGUAGCAUCCAAUGCGAUGACAAGAUCGUCAAGGCUCAAAUAUGGGAUACCGCCGGUCAAGAAAGGUACCGAGCCAUCACGAGCGCUUAUUACCGAGGAGCCGUUGGUGCGUUGCUAGUUUACGACGUAACACGCCACGUGACGUUCGAGAACGUCGAAAGAUGGCUAAAGGAGCUAAGGGACCACACGGACGCGAACAUUGUGAUUAUGCUCGUUGGUAACAAAGCUGAUCUUCGUCAUCUUCGAGCCAUCUCAACCGAAGAUGCCAAGGGGUUUGCGGAGAGAGAGAAUACGUUUUUCAUGGAGACUUCUGCGCUUGAAGCUCUGAACGUUGAGAAUGCUUUCACCGAAGUUCUCACUGAGAUUUACAGAGUGGUUAGCAAGAAAGCACUUGAAGCUGGAGACGAUCCAACCACUGCUUUGCCUAAAGGACAGACGAUUAACGUCGGAGGCAGAGAUGAUAUCUCGGCUGUUAAAAAACCUGGUUGCUGCUCUGCUUAGAUACAACCAUUGUAUUUUAUUUAUUCAACAUUUAACAAUUUCACAAAUUUCUUGCAAAUCUGUAUACAUACAUUCUUGGAAUUAUCAGACAAACAAAGUUAUUACACUAAGGUUUUUUCUUGUUAAGUUUAUACUCUACAAUGGCUUGCUUUGUGAUCUCCCUCCCUCCCUCUUUCUCUCUACUUCAAAAGAUCGAUGAUUCUCGUAGAUGUGCCAUUGUUAAUGCACCAUCUCUCAUGUCACGCUGCAUUUCCCCAUCUGCAACAAAAACAACCUGAUCAGUUUAUGUCUUGUAAUGGCUAAUGACAAAGCUAAAUACAGCAAACAAGAAGAAAAAUUCCAGAUUUUGAAUGCAAUUGUUGCAGCAGGACCGGCCCUGAGCUUAGCUAGACAAAAAAAAAAAAAAAAAAAUA
Brassica napus (rape) is the source of this 1206-nucleotide messenger RNA. RefSeq names its product ras-related protein RABA1i. The record is from RefSeq and is a predicted model, not a curated record. NCBI's taxonomy places the organism in Eukaryota, Viridiplantae, Streptophyta, Magnoliopsida, Brassicales, Brassicaceae. The coding region runs from base 137 to 793 and encodes 218 amino acids. The transcript has 2 exons. Gene Ontology annotation, cellular component: endosome. Gene Ontology annotation, molecular function: GTP binding; GTPase activity.